Capronia epimyces CBS 606.96 is the source of this 1245-nucleotide messenger RNA. RefSeq lists its product as uncharacterized. The transcript is spliced from 2 exons. NCBI's taxonomy places the organism in Eukaryota, Fungi, Ascomycota, Eurotiomycetes, Chaetothyriales, Herpotrichiellaceae. The record is from RefSeq and is a predicted model, not a curated record. Bases 1 to 1245 code for a protein of 414 amino acids.
AUGAAAGUCGGCGACCCUGUGUACCGCGGCGACCCCGUGCCCCUCCCCGUCGAAGUGGUCUGGGUGAUCGCAUCGUACUUCAGCUCUGACUCCGAGGCUAUAUCUUGGUCUGCGCCUCGGCCUGGGCUUUCCGGCCUUCUGUUUCAAGCGACACUAUGGGCAUGCUGUCUGGUCUCCAGAACAUGGUACACCGCGUCCAUCGAGCACCUGUACAACCGACCUGUACUAACCACGCGCAACUUUGACCUCUUCGUGCGCACGAUCGCGCCGUCGAUAUCCUCGACCCCGACAUCAUCGCGCCGCACAUGGCGCCGCACACCGCUGGGGCUCGAGGACCUGAUCAAACACCUCGACAUGAGUGAAUUGUCGUAUGAAAGCUCCAAGAGCAUCACGGCGCGCCUGGUUUCGCGGACGAAGAAUUCCCUAGAAAGUUUUGUGCCGCCGGCCAUCACAUUCUCUAUCCCAUCUCUCGCUUCGCUGUCCAAGUGUCGGCAUCUCCGAUCGCUGGAUCUGUCGACCGACCACUACGACAUCGGCUUGCCCCGGCUGCUCCACGCCAUGGAGAAUCUCGACCAGCUGAUAUUUCUGAAGCUGCCACGCAACGGACUAUGGAUGCAAGUGAAACCAGAGUCGCGGUGGCCGAAGAAUUUGCAGUGCCUGCAGCUCUCGCACCGGCUGUGCGAGACCGAGGACCGCUGGGCAACGCUUUUCAACACCUGGCCCGAUACGCUGACGUCGCUGAAGGUUGUCCAAUGCUACCUCUAUUGGUCUUUCCAAUGCCUCUGGAAAUGUCCGUCGCCGGCACGGUCGAUUCGGCACCUCAGCAUCGGACCGAGCAUACGUGGAGGUGGAUUGCCCCUGGGUGCCAUCGUCCACGCGUUCCCCGCCUUAACAACACUCGAGCUUCCCGUUCACAUCGGAACUCACAUGACUGCUAUGUAUGAAGAGGACCCAUCUGGGGUUGGAUACAUCCGUUUCUCAAUGCCCCCCAUGUCUCCCCAACAUCCUCUUGAGACCAUCACCUUAACAGAUCAUGGCCACCCGACAGAGCCCAAAUUGGACGACAUGAUUGAGAUCUUCGAUGUUUACGUCGACAGGUUUCCCCGACUUCGAAGGAUAAAUCUAGCCCAAAACCAUUUCAACGUGGUCGCAGGCAAUGAAUCCUUCUUCAAAGUCCUGAGUAAGGCGCUCGAGGACAGGGCCGACCCAGCCGACAAAUAUCGGGCAGGAGUUUUCCCGCAUUGA